This is a messenger RNA of Metarhizium album ARSEF 1941, 1314 nucleotides long. Its product is annotated as sulfide quinone-reductase. Lineage: Eukaryota; Fungi; Ascomycota; Sordariomycetes; Hypocreales; Clavicipitaceae. The transcript has a single exon. Bases 1 to 1314 code for a protein of 437 amino acids. Gene Ontology annotation, molecular function: sulfide:quinone oxidoreductase activity; FAD binding. Gene Ontology annotation, cellular component: mitochondrion. The record is from RefSeq and is a predicted model, not a curated record.
AUGCGCAGGCCGCAACGCAACCGCCGGUGCUUUGCCAGCGUCUCGCCCGUGACACCAUCAUCAAGAAGCCACAAGGUCGUCGUCGUCGGCGCGGGGACCGCCGGCAUAGCCGUGAGCCAUCAGCUGCUUCGAUCCGGCAAGUUUAGCCCUCGAGACAUUGCCAUUAUCGACCCGGCUGUGUGGCACGAUUACCAGCCCGGCUGGACGCUCGUCGGAGGCGGGCUGAAGGACAAGCAAGAGCUGCGCCGGAAACUCGAGGAUCUGAUUGACCCCCAACUCAAGUUCUACAACUCGCGCGUCGCAUCAAUUGCCCCUGCUGGCAACUCGGUGACGCUUGGCAAUGGCGACAAGCUGAGCUAUGAGCAGCUGGUGGUUGCGCCUGGUCUCAGCAUCAACUACGGAAACAUUGAGGGACUCCGCGAUGCUCUCCACGACCCAGAAUCUCACGUAUCAACCGUUUACAACUACGACACAUGCGACAAGGUUUUCCGGUCCGUGGAGCGACUUGCCAAGGGAAACGCCAUCUUCACCCAACCCGCCGGGGUAAUCAAGUGUGCCGGUGCGCCGCAGAAAGUCAUGUGGCUGGCCUUGGAUUAUUGGAAGCGUGCCGGCCUCUAUUCCUACUUGCAAAGCACACGAUCCAGUUCCCCCAUCAGCAUCACCUUUGCCACUGGCCUGCCCACAAUGUUUGCCGUGCCCAAGUACGCUGCCAAGUUGGAGGAAUUACGAAAGGAGAGAGGAGUGGAGGGCCUGUUCCAACAUGAUUUAGUCGCCAUCAAGGGCAAUGUGGCAACGUUUGCGCGUCCCAACGGACAAGCAGCCGUCACCAGGGAGUUUGACUUUCUCCACGUGGUCCCAAAGAUGGCUGCUCCCGCAUUCAUCAAAGACAGCGGCAUCGGAAAUGACGCUGGCUAUGUCGACGUCGACGACUACAGCUUGCGCCACAAGAAAUAUCCCAACGUUUGGUCCGCUGGUGAUGCUUCGAGUUUGCCAACUUCCAAGACUGCUGCAGCUAUCACGUCGGAGGCUCCUGUGCUGGUCCGAAACCUACUACAAGCUUUGCAAGGUCAAGAACCAGACGCCGCCUAUGAUGGCUACACGUCCUGCCCCCUCUUGACAGAGUACGGCAAGGUGCUUCUUGUAGAGUUCAAGUACGGCGGGGAACCGAAGGAGACAUUUGACAACUGGUUAGGGAUUGAUCAGGUCGAGCCUCGACGAAUCUUUUAUUACCUGAAGAAGGACUUUUUCCCCUGGGUUUAUUACACCUCCAUGGUACGGGGAACAUGGGGCGGCCCAAGGGGAUGGAUCAAUUAG